Messenger RNA from Acanthosepion pharaonis, 1110 nucleotides. The record is from the annotation of a GenBank genome assembly. NCBI's taxonomy places the organism in Eukaryota, Metazoa, Mollusca, Cephalopoda, Sepiida, Sepiidae.
AUGUGUAAUAGUAGUAUUUGCAAGCUGCUUUCAAUCACUAGUGACGAAUUCCCUCUCUCUCUCUCUCUCUCUCUCUCUCUCAUGACAACUCAGAUUUAUAUAUUGGUUGUUCUUGUUCGAUGGAAUGAGCCAUAUCAAAAACUAGCCACCUGCGAUGCCCAUGGAAUUAUCUUUGUCUGGAUAAAACAUGAAGGACGCUGGUCAGUCGAGUUGAUCAAUGAUCGAAACAGCAAAGUUACUGACUUUGCAUGGUCACAUGAUGGCCGCAUGGCGCUUAUAUGUUACUGGGAUGGAUUUGUGCUGGUGGGCUCUGUUGCUGGGCAAAGGUACUGGUCAUCCAUGCUGAAUUUGGACAAUGCUUCCAUAACCUGUGGAGUAUGGUCUCCUGAUGACCAAAGAGUAAUGUUUGGUACAUCAGACGGACAAAUAAUUGUGAUGAGCUCAACUGGAGCGAUGUUAACUCAGGUGAUGGUUUUGGAAGGGGCAGAGAUUGGUGCUAUGUCUUGGUCCUGUGAAAAGUUCAACAUGGAUGAGGCAGAGGCUAAUAAAAAUGAAAAAUACAACCAUUCUAAUGCAGCCAGUCAACAAACGUACACAUUGGCCCUGUCAUUCAAGAGGUAUACACUUUCUUCCUCUCUUUGUCUCGCCUUUUUCUUUCCUUCCUUUUCUUCUGUAGACAGCUCGGUUUCCAAACCCGAUUUACUGCAACAGGGAUAUACACUUUCUUCCUCUCUUUGGUUUUCUUCUUUCUUUCCUUCUCCUUCUUUACCCAAUUCAGCUUAUAACAGAGGUAUACACUUUCUUCUCUGGUUUUCCUUUUUCUUUCUUUACACAAUUCGACUUGUAACAGAGGUAUACACUUUCUUCCUCUCUGGAUAUCUGUUUUCUUCUCUUUACACAAUUCAACUUGUAACAGAGGUAUACACUUUUUUCCUCUCUGAAUAUCCGUUUUCUUUUCUUUACACAAUUCAACUUGUAACAGAGGUAUAUACUUUCUUCUCUGGUUUCUCCUUUUUAUUUAAACACAGACUGAAGCAUAUAAAGUUCUCUGCGUCAUCAAUUUGGGGUUAUCGAACAGGAAUACUUCUUGUCUGGAGUUGCCUGGGUUAA